Messenger RNA from Mya arenaria, 2205 nucleotides. RefSeq lists its product as uncharacterized. Gene Ontology annotation, molecular function: nucleic acid binding. The transcript has a single exon. Bases 1 to 2205 code for a protein of 734 amino acids. The record is from RefSeq and is a predicted model, not a curated record. Gene Ontology annotation, biological process: DNA integration. Lineage: Eukaryota; Metazoa; Mollusca; Bivalvia; Myida; Myidae.
AUGGAUCAGAUGAUUACGGGAAUCGAUGGAGCUUUCGCGAUUAUAGAUGACAUACUCAUAGCGGGAAAAGAUGUAACAGAGCAUGACAGAAUACUUAAGGAAGUAGUGUCUAGAGCGACGAGCUACAACCUUAAACUCAAUUUCAAUAAAUGCUUGGUCCGUCAACCGUCCGUUCGGUACAUGGGUCAUCUUGUGACGGAGCAUGGGCUGAUGGCGGAUCAAGACAAAGUGUUCGCGAUUGUCAAUAUGCCCGCGCCAACAGACAAAGAAGGAGUCCGAAGACUUCUCGGUCUAGUGCAGUAUCUCGCAAAAUUCAUACCGAACAUGAGUGAAGUUGACGCCCCAAUCAGAACGCUACUCAAAAGUGACAUUGAGUUUGAGUGGGGGCAUACACAAGAGAAGAGCUUCGAAAAGCUCAAAAAGCUUUGCAGCUCACCACCGGUACUUGCGUACUAUGACGUCAGCAAAGAAGUUCAAAUCGAGUGCGAUGCCAGCAAAAAUGGGCUCGGAGCCGUCUUAAUGCAGAGUAACAAAGUAAUCGCGUACGCUUCGCGAGCUCUAACAGAGAAAGAGCAACGGUAUACCCAAAUCGAAAAAGAGAUGUUGUCGAUCGUUUAUAGUUGUCAAAAGUUUCACAGUUACAUCUUUGGCAAAUCGGUGACAGUGUACAAUGAUCACAAACCACUGGAACAAUUAUUUGCCAAACCACUACUCGCGGCACCCAUGCGUAUCCAGAAAAUGAUGCUACGUCUACAGUUGUACGACAUUGAUGUGAAAUACCGCAAAGGAAAGGAAAUGCAUGUGUCGGACGCGCUAUCGAGAGCAUUUCCAAACGCGAACGCGAAAGACAGUGACAUUGCUGAAAUGAUUCAGUUGAUAUCGGUUAGCCCUGCGAAAUACUCAGAAAUCAAACGGGCCACGAAGGAGGAACUCGGAAUCCUUCAUGACAUUAUAGUGAAAGGCUGGCCCGAUACGCGAUCUGAAACGCCGUUUGAAACGAGACCGUACUGGGACUCGAGGGAUCAGCUAUCCGUGCUGGACAGUAUCGUUUACAAGGGACUACGAAUCGUCAUCCCGCCAAGUCUACGCGACAACAUGUUGAGGCUCGUACACAAAACUCACCUCGGGCUCGGUAAAAGCAAGCAGAGAGCUCGUGAAGUUAUGAACUGGCCAGGGAUGAACAGUGACAUUGACACUAUGGUAAGCAACUGCUCAGUGUGUGCAGAACAGCAGAAUCAGCAACCAGCAGAGCCACUGAAGCCGACGCUGACGCCAGAUCUGCCGUACGACAUGGUCGGUUGUGACGUUUUUCAGUUUCGGUCAGAGAAAUACUUGGUAAUUGUUGACUAUUAUUCUAAGUACAUUGACACUGAAAAGCUAGAAUCGGAGACAACUUCAGACAUAACCAGUGCACUCCUAAAAGUGUUCAGCUCACACGGUAUUCCGAACACUCUCAGAUCUGACAACGGACCGCAAUUUAGUUCGUCAGAGUUCAAGACUUUCUGUGAGGAGCAUGGAAUCAUUCAUCAAACUUCCAGCCCACACUUUCAAAGCUCGAACGGGGAAGCCGAAAAUGCUGUACAGACUGUGAAACGCCUGUGGAGCAAGUCUCUGAACAAAAACUUGGCUCUGCUGGACUACAGGACAACCCCUCUGGAUGGAGUGAAUCUAUCACCAGCACAGCUUCUUAUGGGAAGGAGGCCCAGAAACUUGUUACCUGCCUCCAAAGCAGUGCUAAAGCCAAACUCAGUUGAUCCUAAUACAGUUAAAACGCAUUUAGAUCACCAAAAACAACGUCAAAAGCUGUAUUACGACCAGCGCAGAGGGGCAAAAGAACUCGUGCCUCUCCAUAAUGGACAAAAUGUGAGAAUAAGUCCAAAUCCAAACUCACAAAACCCUGGAAAGUGGACACCAGGUAUUGUCGUAGAAAAACACGACAAGCCCAGAUCUUUCGUAGUGCAGAGUGGAAACCGCCUGUACCGACGUAACCGAAAACACCUACGAAUGGCUACUGAAGGUGCAAACAACACGACACAGUGGUCCGGACCAGACGACACACCAACGCAGACAACUGCGGAAACGCCAUCUUCUGCUCCGAACAGACCAGCGCCAAAUCCCAAAGUGCCAGACAAACCAACGUGUACUAGUGAAUACCGUACCCGCUCUGGCAGAUCAGUGAACAAACCUCAAAAGCUUGAUUUAUAG